Messenger RNA from Stegodyphus dumicola, 2981 nucleotides. RefSeq names its product endonuclease G, mitochondrial-like. Lineage: Eukaryota; Metazoa; Arthropoda; Arachnida; Araneae; Eresidae. Gene Ontology annotation, cellular component: nucleus; mitochondrial inner membrane. Gene Ontology annotation, molecular function: RNA endonuclease activity; metal ion binding; nucleic acid binding. Gene Ontology annotation, biological process: apoptotic DNA fragmentation. The record is from RefSeq and is a predicted model, not a curated record.
AACGUUUCCUGCUAGUUUCAUUUUCACCUCGCGUUAUCUGAAUCUGUCAGUUUAUUUAUACUUUUUGCAUGAUGAGUUUUUUCUUUGGUGGUGGUUUUUCUUCAUAGAAUUAUAACAAAAGACAGCAAGGAUAAUCACAUCAAAAUGACAAAUAACAUGGCCAUACGAUAUUCCAUCCUUGCGGGUGCUGUGGGAUUUUUUGGUGGUUUGCUGUACAGUGAAAAAGCUUCUUUUAGCAAAGUCUCAGCUGCAUUGCCAAUACGGACUGAACCAAUUGAACCUCAACCCAUGGAUAUAGAUCUUCCAGAAGGUCAUGUAACAAAAACUAUGCAGUAUGGAUUUCCUGGUUUUGAAACUAUCCGGGCUAGGAAAAGUUAUGUUUUAUCAUAUGACCGCCGAAAUAGGAUACCAAACUGGGUACUGGAACACUUGACAGCAGAUCAUAUUAAAUACAAUGAAGAUGUUAACAGGGCAAAAACUGAAUUUUUUGAAGAUGAAUCUAUACACCCUUUCUUCCGAGCCACAAACGCAGACUACAAGAGAAGUGGCUAUGAUAGAGGGCACCUUGCUGCUGCAGGGAACCAUAGAAGUUCUCAAGAAUACUUGAAUGACACUUUUGUUUUGAGCAAUAUUGCUCCUCAGGUUGGAAAAGGUUUCAAUAGAGAUGCUUGGAAUAAAUUAGAAAAACAUGUACGUCGCUUUGUUAAGAAAUAUCAGCAUGUUUAUGUUUGCUCAGGACCAUUAUAUUUACCUAGAUUUGAAUCUGAUGGUAAGAAAUAUGUGAAAUAUGAAGUUAUUGGUUCAAAUAAUGUAGCAGUGCCAACUCAUUUUUUCAAAGUAAUUGUAGGUGAAACAGAAAAUCAUGAAUUUGAUAUGGAAGCUUAUCUCAUGCCAAAUGCUCCUAUUGAAGAUCAAGUGCCUCUGAAAGCUUUUCAAGUUCCUAAAGAUGUAAUAGAAAGAGCUGCAGGUUUACUAUUUUUUGAGAAACUUAGUCCGACAGUUUUUCGCCACAUAAAUGGAAAAAGAGUGACUAAUAAAUAGUUUUGUAUAAUCAAGAUAUAUAUGGUUUUAUAUGGCAAGAAUGUGUGAUUAAAAAAUUUAAAAAAAGUUUAUUUAUUUAACUUAUGCAUAUCAUAUUUAUAAAUAUUUAAUGGAGCUUACUCAAUCUUUCUCUUGUAUCAUGCACAGAUAAUUUAGCAAUUUAUGAAGAAUGAAAUACUUUAAUUAUUUAUAAUUUGCAUAAUUUCUGCAUAUAAAUUUUUAAUUUAAAUUUUUGUACAUGUGAGAUUUAAUGCAAUUAAGUAUAAAAACAUUAAUUUUAACAUUUGGUGAUGUGUAGUAAUAUUGUAAGUUAUUAAGCUGUUUGCAAAAUUGAGUGCAUAUUCUGAUUUGCUAAAAGGAACAAGCAUAAAAAAGUUUUGCACAUUAUUUUUAAACUCAUAGUUUUGCUUUGUAAAUACAUGUUUUCAUAUUUUUAUAUAGUUAAAAAAAUGUGUAGUGUGUGUAGGUGUUGCAGUCAAGCAUUGUUAAAAUGUGUAUUUUAAUAUGAUUUUUUUUUUUUUUUUUUGAUAAAUUUGUUUUAAUUUACAUUAUAUAACUAACUGCAGUUCUUGAUUAUAUAAUGUAAUCAUUUGAAAAUCAUGACUAUUCUUAACUGGAUGUGAAUAAUAUUUCAACGAAGUUGUGAAUCUUUUUUUUUUUUUUUUUUUUUUUAUUCUUAAUGAAGUUUUGAUAUUAUUAGAAAAAAAGCAGACUUAUCUUUUGAUGCAUAAUUUAUGUUAAAAACGAAUUUUGUGUCCAUUAUACUAGAGUUUAAAAAAAGCAUAUAUGAAGGAAAAAUACAUAUAUUUAAAGCUGCCAAAUUAGUCUUCAGAUUUCUCUGCCUUCCAGUCCAUUUUUAAAAUGACCGUAAGGGAUCCAUCUUCUGUCUUCAAUAAAUCAACAACCUGUCAUUAUUUUGUACGUUAAUAAAUAAACAAAUAUAUAAUAGCUCUAAUUCAAUUACAGUGUUUAAGUGAUUUUUAAUUUGGUUGAAUUAAUUUUUUUUUUCCAUGAACGUUUUUUAAAUUCACCUACUGUCCAAAUGAUUAAUUUUAUCGUUUCUGGCCCUCCAAACUUUUUUAAAAUAAAAAUUUAGUUAUCUAUGAAAUACUUGUGAAUUAUUGCAGUCAUAUAAUUUUUCUAAUAACUGAAUAAUUUUAUAACUUUUCUAAAUAACUAAAUGAUCUUAUUUAAAUCCUGUUAUUAUGAUGUUCUUAAACUGUUGCUAAAUGCUAAAUUUCUUUAAACCUAUCUGCUUAUAGAUACUAUAAUAAACUAUACAUUUAUUUUUUAUUAUUUGUCCUGUAAUGUAUUAUAGAAAUUUACAUUUAAUCUCAAGGUUACUAUGUAUUUAGUUAAUUGUAUUCCUUUGAUAUAUACUGAAAUCUGAUAAAUUAAGAUUUCUUGAAGUCAGCAUUUCCUGUUAAGUUAUCCAGUUAGAGGGAAAUUAAAGGAAUCGCUUCUAGCAGUUUUAAUUAUUUAAAAAUAAAUAUAUUAUUUAAUUUUUUAAACUUUAACUCUCUGAGCGGCACAGGAUUUUAGAUCCAUCAUGAAAACCGGUAUUUAAACAGAGCAUUUAUUAAUUAUUUAUUAAUAUUAUGAAUUUGUAUAAUUAUUUAUUUUAGUCUAUCUUUUCAUAAACUUAUAUUCAUUAAGAUGUUAUUUACAUUAUUAAAGAAAGUAAGAAAAAAGAAUAUCUUAAAUUGUAAGCCAAUAUAUGUCAAGUAGCAGAACUUCUUGUGACCAGAUAAAGCCAGUCAUAACACUCGGAGGGUUAAUAUAAGUAGUUUUGUACAUUAUUUUUUUUUUAUUUAUAUUUAAUUUCAUAGUGAAUCAAUGCUUACUAUGGUGCAUAAAUAUGUCUGAACUUUUUGCCACGAUAAUAUAUGAGGAUUACCACAUUUGUUUAGGCAUCUAAAAAUAAAAGCUUAAAAAAAGAA